UCAAACAAAAACAACGUGCUCAACAAGAUGACAAAUUUACGUAAGGAACUGGAGAAAUGCAAACAUCCCAACAGCCGUAAAACUAAGGCGCUGGGCAAAAAGGCACGCAGACAGAAUAACAAACAUAAAGUGCGACUCGGCCAUGCGAUUAAAAGCAAUAUAAUGGGCGAGAAGCUGAGCUGGUUUCUCGGUCACAUUGAUGAGGAACGCACUACGCCGCUAAGCCCACAGGAGUUCGAAGAGCUAAUUGCACUUUAUCUGCAACGAUUCGACGAGGAGCUGCAACAAAUAGCGCUAAAACAAUCGAUAGGCAAACAUCGCGCCAACCAACACGCAGCUCGCCAAGAUGUCAUAAAAAUAACGCUAGAAAGGGAGCGCAAUGAGUACGAGAGCGGCGGCAUGGAAUUGCUGAACCUUUGCGAUCCGGCCAAAUUCAAAAUGCUGCACGAUUGGGAUGGCAGCGCAUUGAGUGUUCAGCACUUAAAGCUAGAUUUGGUUUCACACAAUAUGCUGCAGCGGCUUAAGCAGCCAACGGCGACCAGCACCAGCGCGGAUCAAAUGGAAACACUCUAAAAUCGCGAUCUUUGUUAUAUUGAUUUCAA
Messenger RNA from Drosophila hydei, 602 nucleotides. RefSeq names its product translation machinery-associated protein 16 homolog. The record is from RefSeq and is a predicted model, not a curated record. The coding region runs from base 28 to 573 and encodes 181 amino acids. The transcript is spliced from 3 exons. Gene Ontology annotation, cellular component: nucleus. NCBI's taxonomy places the organism in Eukaryota, Metazoa, Arthropoda, Insecta, Diptera, Drosophilidae.